Salvia splendens (bonfire salvia) is the source of this 2883-nucleotide messenger RNA. RefSeq names its product transcription factor EMB1444. Gene Ontology annotation, molecular function: protein dimerization activity; DNA-binding transcription factor activity. The transcript has 12 exons. The record is from RefSeq and is a predicted model, not a curated record. The coding region runs from base 606 to 2657 and encodes 683 amino acids. Lineage: Eukaryota; Viridiplantae; Streptophyta; Magnoliopsida; Lamiales; Lamiaceae. Gene Ontology annotation, biological process: regulation of DNA-templated transcription.
UCAAUUUCAUUCACCCUUCCCCUUUUGCUAUAUAUACCUAAAGAAAAAACCGUUUUCCGCUCAUCGCUUCUGCCCUAUAAUCACAACCGCCUAAAAUUGCAGCAAACAUGGCACCAAUUUCAGCUCGGAGAUUCUUCUCGCAGCUCCCAAGUUGAAUUCUACGUCAGCGCUCGUUAGAUGCCGCGUGUUCGAAGAUUCUGCAGAUUGUAGCUGAUGUAGUAUUGUUAUUGUUAGAUAAUUCAGCCGUUGAGUGAGAUAUUAUAUGAAUACGGAGAUGGAAAGUCAUUGGGAUGGAGGGUAUAAGAUAGGAAUUUCGUGAUUCUGUGUUCGGUGGUUUUUGUUGAAAAAGGUUUUGUUGUUUGAUUGGGAGGUUUGGGUUAUGGUUGUGGGAGAGAGGAUGGGCAAAGAUGAUAUUCUGCUGCUGCCAACAGUGGGACCUCCUAUAAAGAGACGGUUGAGAAGGAAACAAGCUGGAAGAGGCUCCUACAGAGGAAGCUAAGAUUUGGGCUACACAUCAAAAAGGGGGUGGAUAUAGGGAGUUUCUUGGGUUUCUUUCCUGAUUUAGAGUUGGAGUUGGGUGUUACUGGGUAGGAAUUUUAUUGAACAUGGCAAGCCGAUUGCAAGAAGCACUCAGGAGCUUGUGUUUCAACACUGGUUGGGAAUAUGUGGUUUUCUGGAAGCUCAAGCAUCGAUCAAGGAUGAUGUUUGCUUGGGCGGAUGCGUAUUAUGAAGGCAACCGAUAUCCUGACAAGAAAUCAACAGCAAGUACCCUGAAUGAAGGUUCUUAUUCACAUGAUCCUUUGGGAUUAGCUGUUGCAAAGAUGUCAUAUCAAGUAUAUUCUCUUGGAGAAGGGGUUGUUGGGCAUGUUGCAGUUUCUGGGAAGCAUUCAUGGAUAUUUUCGGAUCAGCAUGUUGUUGAUUCAUCAUUCUCAUCUGAGUAUUAUGGUGCUUGGCAAACACAGUUUUCAGCUGGCAUCAAGACCAUUGCAGUCGUGCCUGUUAUUCCACAUGGAGUUGUACAACUAGGCUCCCUUCAUAAGAUUGCUGAGGAUUUGAAGCUGGUUGACCAUAUCAGAAAUGUUUUCUGUAACCUGCAAGAUUCCUUAGCUGGUGGUAUCCCAACCUCAUUUAAGAAUACUUCUCUGUUAGAUACAUGUAUAAGAGCUUCACAUCCAGCUUUUCAGCAUUGCGUAGCUAAAUUAAAAGGGUCCGAGGAUGAGGUGGAUUUUUGGUCUCAGUUGAUUUCACCGCUUGGGGAGUAUGUUAAUAAAGAUCAUAUUUUGCCUCCAAAGGGGGGCUUUUUAAAUAAAAAUCUGAAAGUGAAGAUGCAUGAAAGUGCAGAAUGCUCGAACCCUGCAAAUGAUAUUCUACUUCCCUCAAGUUGUGAGAAUAUCCUUACAAGGAAACAACAAGGAGAGAUGGAAUUUGUUAAUGAAUCAAAACAUGUUGGAGAAUCGAAUGGUGUUGGGAAUUCAGGGAAGAUGGCAGAAGUUAUUUGUGCGCCACCCAUCAAUAAUGUCAGGUUUGAAAAGUCUAGCUUAUGUAAUGAAACCCUACCUACUGAGGGUUCUCAAAUGGUCGCAUCCAAUGUUCCUACACUAGAUUUUGCAAACCCAGAAGUACCAAUCAGGCCUAAUUGUGUUGAGAUGCAGACGUCACCUUUCAGUUUCUGUGCUGGCUAUGAACUGUUUGAGGCAUUGGGACCUUCUUUCCAGAAACAAAAUGAUUGCGUCUGGGAGGCAGAAAAUAUUGGUUCAGAGAUGGCCGUUGAGAUUUCUCAGGGAAUGAGCAGUUGCAGUCUGCUGAUGGAGAACUCUGAUAUGCACCUUCUAGAUGCAGUGGUGGCUAAAGCGAGUCAUAAGGGAGAUGACACAGAAAGUGAGAUGUCAUGCCGUGACACUGGGGAAUCUCUAUUGACUGCUGACAGAACACCUUGCAAUAGUGUAGGCACUCUGAGUUCGGCAGGUUUUUCAUUUGACCGAGACACAUCAUGUAGCUUCAACUCAGUGACAUACGGUGUUGAAUCUAUGAAAGGUAUCUCACCAACCAGUUCUAGUAGAGGCAGUGAAUAUGUGGAAAGGUCUCAAGUACCAUUAAAGACAUCUAAAAAGAGAGCUAGACCUGGUGAAAGCUGUAGGCCAAGGCCCAGGGAUAGACAGUUGAUCCAAGACCGGAUAAAAGAAUUGCGAGAGCUUAUUCCAAAUGGAUCAAAGUGCAGUAUUGACUCACUUCUUGAGCGAACAAUUAAGCACAUGAUCUUUAUGCAAAGUGUUACCAAGCAUUCAGAAAAGCUACAUAAAUGCUCUGCGUCAAAGUUUCUUGACAAGGACACUGGUAUGAGGAAAUUUUCACGUAGUGAGCAGGGUUCGAGCUGGGCUGUAGAAGUGGGAAACGACCAAAAAGUAUGCCCAAUCAUAGUUGAAAAUAUAAAUAUGAACGGGCAAAUGUUGGUUGAGAUGCUGUGCAAAGAGUGUGACCAGUUUCUUGAGAUAGCAGAAGCAAUCAGAAGCUUGGGUCUAAGUAUUUUGAAAGGCGUAUCAGAAGCCUAUGGAAAUAAGGCUUGGAUGUGCUUUGUGGUUGAGAAUAACCGAAGCAUGCACCGGAUGGAUGUUUUAUGGUCAUUGAUGCAGCUGUUGCAACCUAAAAUUUCGAAUUAAUCUGCAAGUUCAUAACAAACAACUAACGUUUCCGAUAGCCACUGCUCUGAUGGAGCCGGAGUUAUUUUUGGAGGCUUCUUCUAGUUCCAAACCAUUGUAAUUUGUAACAUUAUUUUUGUGUGUUGACUGUUUAGUAGCAGAGGUUCUGGCAACAAUUUCCUUUCUAUCUGUGACAAUGUGUGUAUAUUUUCUUAUGUAAUUUUGAGUGCUGUUGUGUUUUUUUUCC